Messenger RNA from Cladophialophora psammophila CBS 110553, 846 nucleotides. RefSeq lists its product as uncharacterized. The coding region runs from base 1 to 846 and encodes 281 amino acids. The record is from RefSeq and is a predicted model, not a curated record. Gene Ontology annotation, molecular function: methyltransferase activity. The transcript has a single exon. Lineage: Eukaryota; Fungi; Ascomycota; Eurotiomycetes; Chaetothyriales; Herpotrichiellaceae.
AUGGACAAGACAGAUAUCGCCGGCUUCAACCCUUCGGGUCAUUUCGACCAACUCUCGUCCAAAUAUGACGAUCUGAUCGGCCUUAUGACGGGCGAUAUUGCGCGCUACACCUUACAGACACUCAUUGAGACCCCUAGCUCAGACAUGACAAUCCACGACAAUGCAUGCGGCACAGGUCUCGUGACUGAAUACCUCCAGCAUGUUUCCUCCAAGACAGGAACUUACCCAAAAAUGAUACAUGCGACAGACUUCGUGCCGUCUGUCACUAAACUCAUGCAGAAUAAGGCCACCCAGCAAGGAUGGAAGAAGGUCGACAUCUCCGUCAUGGACAGCCAGGACCUCACAUUCGCCGAUGGCUCCUUUGAUCUGAGCAUCACCAAUUUUGGCAUCUUUUUCCUCCCCGAUCCGCAGAAAGGGGCGGAUCAGAUCUACCGCACGUUGAAAGUCGGUGGUACCGCCGUCGUCACGGCAUGGAAGGAAAGAAGGAUGAUGGAUACGGUCGCCGUCGCGCAGAAAACCAUAAGGCCGGAUUUGGAGAGCCUGCAGAGCCCGUGGGCAGAGCUCUGGUCUAAAGAGGAAACCUUGCGCAACGUUCUUGUCAAUGCGGGCUUCAAGGCCGAGAAUGUGAGGAUCGUGGAGAAAAGGACGGAUUCGGUGGUAGAACCGUUCCUUCGAGAUCCCGAGAUGGUGGCGAGGUCUUACCCAGCGGCUGUGGAGGGAUGGAGCGACGAGGAAAAGGGUAAGUUAGGACAGGAGAUGUUGAGAAUCGCGCGCGAGAGGGAUCCUGAGGGAGGAGGAGCCGGUGGCCUCUACUCCGUGGCGUAUAUCGCCGUUGUGAAGAAGUGA